UUUGUGUUUUGGGUUAAAUUUUUACAAACAGAACAGGAACAGGAGGCAGACAAUCGGAAGAAGCACUAGGAGACUAGCCGCCGCAGUGACUAACAGUUAUAUUACAGUAGAAUUUGAAAACCUCUCCAGAAAUUUAGGAUGUCUUCAAAUACUCUUUGCCUGUCAUCUUCAACUCAGAUUGUUCGUCACUCCCAUGUCCGUCAUGGAUUUCCUUCUCACAAACCAGUGAAUCUAUCUUUCUCCACUUCUAGUUCCUUUAUACCAGGAAUUGGUACUAGCAGCAUUUCCUUUGAGACGAAGAAGGAUCGUUCGUCGUUUGUUGAAACGGCAGCUGUUAAACAUUUGAUCGGAUCUCUCACCAGAACUGAGGGCCUUCGUUUCGCCGUGGUUGUAGCGCGGUUUAACGAGAUUGUUACAAAGAAGCUUUUGGAGGGAGCUUUGGAAACUUUCGAGAGAUAUUCAGUUAAUGAAGAAGAUGUUGAUGUGGUGUGGGUUCCCGGCAGUUUUGAAAUAGGUGUUGUUGCAGAAAGGCUAGGGAAGUCACGGAAAUAUCAUGCAAUUUUAUGUAUUGGAGCUGUGGUAAGAGGUGAUACUACUCACUAUGAUGCAGUUGCUAAUUCAGCAGCAUCUGGAGUACUUUCAGCUGGUCUGAAUUCAGGAGUUCCAUGCAUAUUUGGUGUUCUAACAUGUGAUGACAUGGAUCAGGCUUUAAAUCGUGCUGGUGGUAAAGCUGGGAAUAAGGGCGCUGAGGGUGCUCUGACAGCUAUUGAGAUGGCAUCCCUUUUUGAGCAUCAUUUGAAGUAGUGAUACUGUGCAUCUAUUCCUUUGUCGUGAAUGCCUGGUUUUCCUUUUGGAGGCUGUUCAGGCAGACUUUCCAGUGAAAAUUGUUUAGUAUUGAGAUUUAGAUGGAACUUUCAAAAGGUAGCCUCAGAGUUUACGCGAUACCCGGCUAGUUGUUCAUUUCUUUUCCUAAAUUUUAUCUUUGCACUGAAACUGCUUAGACACAGAGGAAAUGUUAUUUAUGCAACUCUAAUCAGCACAAUGCUCGGGUCUUACCCGGUAGUUUCUGCUUUUACAAAUGAAAUAAGAAUUUUGUUGCCUUACGGUUCA
Messenger RNA from Ricinus communis (castor bean), 1110 nucleotides. RefSeq names its product 6,7-dimethyl-8-ribityllumazine synthase, chloroplastic. Gene Ontology annotation, cellular component: riboflavin synthase complex; intracellular anatomical structure. The transcript is spliced from 8 exons. The record is from RefSeq and is a predicted model, not a curated record. Lineage: Eukaryota; Viridiplantae; Streptophyta; Magnoliopsida; Malpighiales; Euphorbiaceae. Gene Ontology annotation, biological process: riboflavin biosynthetic process. Gene Ontology annotation, molecular function: 6,7-dimethyl-8-ribityllumazine synthase activity. Bases 139 to 804 code for a protein of 221 amino acids.